This is a messenger RNA of Helobdella robusta, 1668 nucleotides long. RefSeq lists its product as hypothetical. Gene Ontology annotation, biological process: regulation of RNA splicing. NCBI's taxonomy places the organism in Eukaryota, Metazoa, Annelida, Clitellata, Rhynchobdellida, Glossiphoniidae. The record is from RefSeq and is a predicted model, not a curated record. The annotation marks the transcript as partial. Gene Ontology annotation, molecular function: mRNA binding. The transcript is spliced from 11 exons. Gene Ontology annotation, cellular component: ribonucleoprotein complex; nucleoplasm.
CACUCUCCAACGUCAUUGGUCUGCUUAUUUUUCGUCACUUCCGGUCAAAAUGGUGAGAACUUGGGUUCAGACGAAGAACAGAUUGUAUUGUUUGUUCACAUGAUUUAUGAUCUUAAAGAAAACAAAGUUUGUAUACAAUUGUUUUUGUACAUUAUUCAACAACAUGAGUCCAUCAUAACUGAAGAGUGUAGAAUACAGACUGGCGUAUCAGAAGAGGCCAUUCUCAAUGCCCCGCCCCUCGGUCACGUGAUUGACGAGUUUGAAAACUCUCUAUCCUCUCACCAACUUCACAACCUCUCCGGACUGACCCGCCAAAACUUCUGCCUCUGCACCGACGGCCAGUUACAUUUGAGGAUGUGCCUGCUUCCGGAAUGCUCCAACAAAAACAUCAACCUCGCACAUCACUAUUUCCGGUUUUUUGAUCUUAGGAAGGAAUUUAGAAAGUGUUACAAAUAUGAAGAUGACGUGGCCGUCCACUGUUUGGCCGAUAUGCUUGAGUUAUCCGGUUUAGAGAAAGUUGAUGAACCUCAAUACGGCAUGAGGCAAUGUAAGGAGAUGGCUCUGAUCAUACAUAAGAUGGUUGCCCAAGGUCACCUAUUUUUGGAGUCCGAGUACAUCAAGGACAAACUGGAGCCUGGAGUUUGUGGGAAAGAUGAAGUUGUGGAUGACGACACGGUAGUGAGGGCACGUGGUCUGCCCUGGCAGUCAUCCGAUCAGGACAUCGCCAGGUUUUUCAGAGGCCUCAAUGUCGAAAAGGGUGGUGUAGCCCUCUGCCUGAGUCCACAAGGUCGUCGAAACGGAGAGGCCCUCAUACGAUUCGAGAGCAAGGAGCAUAGGGACCUGGCCCUGAGAAAGCACAAACACCACAUCGGGCAGAGGUACAUUGAGGUCUACAAAGCAUCUGGCGAAGAUUUUAUUGCAGUUGCCGGAGGUACGCUUACAGAAGCGCAAGAGUUCCUCUCAAGACACGGUGAUGGAGGAAGCCAGAUCAUCGUGCGUAUGCGAGGUCUGCCCUACAUAUGCAAGGCAGAACAAGUGUUGAACUUCUUCAAGCAGGAACCAAACCCUGCAGACGUGUUGGAUGGUGAGGAUGGAGUCCUGUUUGUGCACCAGGCCGAUGGGAGAUCCACUGGAGACGCCUUCGUCCUCUUCUCCAGCGAGUCUGAAGCCGAUCUUGCUCUCUCAAAGCACAGGCAGUGCAUCGGCACCAGGUACAUUGAACUCUUCAAGAGCACCACGGCCGAGGUUCAACAGGUCGACAUCACUACAUUGGAACACUUUCCUCAGAUCAUAACAUUCCCAGCUGCAAUCCACCCAGCCAAUUCUUUCCUCCUACAACCAACGUCCCAUCAACAAAUCAUCACCAGUGGCACCAAGAGAGACUGCCUCCGGAUCAGAGGCCUCCCCACGGAUGCCCACGUGUCCGAUGUGCUGACAUUCUUGGGUGAGAACAGCAAGUACAUCGUGUACCAGGGGGUGCAUAUGGUCUACAACUCGAGGGGCAUGCCUUCGGGAGAAGCCUUCAUACAAAUGGACGGGGAGCAAUCAGCGGAAAUUACGUCACUGGCUAAAAAUAAAAAAGUGAUGUACACGCAGGGAGGCAGGAAAAAUUACAUCGAAGUGAUCCAGUGCUCCGGAGACGAAAUGAACCUACUGCUGAACAGCGGC